Messenger RNA from Armigeres subalbatus, 2130 nucleotides. Its product is annotated as collagenase 3-like. Gene Ontology annotation, cellular component: extracellular matrix. Lineage: Eukaryota; Metazoa; Arthropoda; Insecta; Diptera; Culicidae. Gene Ontology annotation, biological process: collagen catabolic process; proteolysis; extracellular matrix organization. The transcript is spliced from 4 exons. Gene Ontology annotation, molecular function: metalloendopeptidase activity; zinc ion binding. The record is from RefSeq and is a predicted model, not a curated record. Bases 13 to 1497 code for a protein of 494 amino acids.
AUAUGCUUUUUGAUGUGCGAACCAUACAAUGCCUCAGACAGUGUGAUACAAUUAAUCGGUUGUAGAACACAAUUUAGAAUGGUACCACGCGGAACAAACCUUCUCGGGGCAUGGUGUUUACCAUUGGUGAUAAUCUGCAGUAGUGGUGCCCCUAUUGGAUUAGAUGAAGCCAUUGAAAUCUUUUCCAAAACUCUAACCACCAUGGAAACAGAUUCGCAAAGUCCUGUGGUUCCUAUUGAGGUGCCAGAUUUGACGGAGGAUGACGCGGAGAUUCUCGAUCAACUUGGCUUCAACUCAUCUGCGGAAAUGAUGCAACAUGAAUAUUUGUCAGAUAUCAAGUCUAAGAUAAUGCAGUAUCAGCGCUUAUAUGGGCUGCCAGCGACCGGAGAGUUGUGUCGAGAGACGAAAAUAUCGCUUCGAAGACCGAGAUGUGGAGUUAGUGAUGUUGCCGCAUAUGGAGAGGACUACAAAUGGACCAAAAACCUACUGACCUACUAUGUAAGAAACUUCCCAGCGGGUGUUUCUAUCGAUUCCGUCAAAAACUUGCUGCGAACGGCAUUCGAUCAAUGGAGUGCGGUGACCAAUUUGGAUUUCAACGAAACCGAGAACAUGAAUGCGGAUAUUGAAAUUGUAUUUGGAAGUCGACAUCACCCACAUCGAUGGCAGUAUUGUGGGUCUGAACUGGGGGACACCACCUUGGCACACGCGUUCUUCCCGCAGAUAGGAGCAAUUCACUUCAAUACUAAGUUUUAUUUUGGUACCCAAAAUGAGGAUGAUUUUUUCAACACAGCUAUGCAUGAAAUCGGUCAUGUCCUUGGGUUGGAGCAUUCGGUGAACCCUGCGUCGAUUAUGUAUCCUUCACUAGUGGCCCGUUUUAGCGAGAUACCACUGAUUGACGUUGAGAAAAUUCAGUUCAAAUAUGGAAGACGUGAACGAGGCGAAUCCACUCCAAGCCCCGCAUUUUGCAGUUUGGAUAAGUUUGAUGCGGUUCUAAACGAUCGGAACAAAGAAUUAUAUUUUAUCUCGGGAAAGUACUACUUCACGAGGAAUUCCGCUCAUACACCGGUUUUAUUGAGCGAAAAAUGGCCCGGAGUUCCCGAUCAUUUGGACGCCGCUAUAACCAUCGCUUCUCUUACGUACAUGUUCAGGGGUGAAGAAGUGUGGGCUUUCGAGAACAACAAGUUGGAACUCGGAUAUCCCCGGAAGAUACGGCACACAUUUCCCGGCAUACCGAAAAAUUUAGACGCCAUCUCUCGCUACAGGGAAAAGUACCUUUUCGCAUUCAAAAAUGAACAUUAUUGGCGGUAUAAUAUGGAGAAGAGAAUUGUGGACCACUCUGGAGAACUGACGGAGUUCGGUGUUCCAAGUCGAGUCGAUGCCGCGGCGUUCAACGAGACGCAGAAUGCUAUAAUUUUCUUCAAAAGCAACACACGAUAUGUAUACGAUUGUGACACUCUGCAAACGACAACGGACUAUUCUCGUCCUCUUGGUUGCUGAUUAAAAUUGAAAUCGAAAUCAAGGUAGUUUAUAUGUUUAAUAAUUCCAUUCAAACUUCUGAAGCCGUAUUCCAUAAAAUAUGAGUUAAUAUUUCAAUAGCAAUAAACUAUUAGAAAAAAUGAAUUUGGGGAAUCACUGCUCAAAAUCGAUGAACCAACCAAUCCCGUAGGGGCAUCGCAAGCACAGACAUCAUAAUCGAGCAACUUAUGGACUGGGCUAUAAUCCUCAGUUAAAUUAAGACUUCACGGAGAGCGGACACGAGGGCCGCACAGCAGCUGUCGCAUGAUGCCACCGCACCGGUAGCAGCGGUCCUAGCGGAAGAGAUUCAUCUAUUGGCCGUUGCCGACGGCGUCACUCAGCAUAAAGUACUCACAGAGCGCCCUUCAGACAGCAGCAGCAGCCAAGUGAAAAUUUCACGGAAUGUUCGGACUAACGUUUGGUUGCUUUGAUUAGAAAGGUGCAUUGUGCAUUGAAAAUUGGUUCUUCUCAGAGCUAGUCUUCUUCUUCUUCUUCCUUUCUUACAUACAAAAAUGAGUUGCUCUGUGUUCGUACCCGCAUAACUCGAAAACCGCUCGAUGGAUUUUCUUCAUUUCUUCAGCAGAUAUGUUCAUUGUAGUUUUCGACGGGUUUAUA